AGCAUAUCUCCCAUUUUAUGCGGCUGCUUCGCCCCCCUCCCGGAGCCAUCGGCACGCCACGAAAAAGCCCAUGGAAACGACACUGCUGAUUUUGGGGCCAAGUACUCCACGACCGAUUACUUGUCUUGCUCUCUCUACCCCACGGUCAAUUUCGUUAUCACCAUGGUUCCCUGAUUCUGAGACAAUCCUGGAGUUCCGUCUUCUCUCCUCUCUCACUUUCUCUCGUUCUUCCUCCCCCGGUUCCCUUCUCCCCGCGCUAUCACUACCUGGCCGUUCUCGGUAAUCCGUUGUGAUUCCGUGCAUGGGAUCGUUGACAUUCUUCCCAAUCCGUCCCUAUCGCUUUGGCCUGUCGUUGCGGCGGAGGAGAGUAUAUCGAUAGCGCCAACUCCGAUUAUCUUCCAGGUCUUUGUGGCUUUGUGAAUCCUCUUCGACCUACCCUAGCGGUGCGCGACUAUCAUCAUGUUGCGAGUGGGGUCUUGGUUGUAUGGCAAAAAGCCCGCCAAUGCCUCGACGCAAUCGCUGGACUCGCUGGCCGAGUUGAAAGACUCGGCGACGUUCAUCCUCAACGACGAUGUCGAUAGCGCCGAAGCUGGCUUGGCCAAGGGAACUUCUACCUUCCACAAUCUGGGCAAAGGAAUGGUGGCUUUUGUUCGGGCAACGCUGGGCUUUGAACAAGAGAUUAUGCGACAAGCUUCCGAACGAUUGAGCGAAGCGGAAACCUCAGCAGCCAGCGAUCAACACCGCGCCCAACAUAACUCCCACGCCCCCAAUGCCUUCCGCUCGGAGAUUUAUGCUGCGGGUAGUGAAUAUGCUCUAUGUCAGGCGAUUGCACAGCUGAUGGGCGCCGUUGUGGGUGUCCUCAAUGAGAGUCUGACGGAAAGUAUCAAGGCCUUUUACCGCUUGCGCAAGGCUUAUAUUGCCCUGGACGCUAUUUUGAAGAUGGAAGAGAAGUUCAUGGAAUUGAGAGAUCCUAGCCGAGUUCUCCUUCCUAGCUCGAGUGACCUCUCCACGGCUAGUAGUGCUAGCACCGACGUCAAGUCCCCAGUCUCAUCCAGCGAGGUACUCAACAAGGUUCCGUCUGCGACAGCUCAAUCUGUUAUACCCAAUGAGAAGGAUAUCUCCAAAUCAUUAUCCGGGUUAACAGUGAGUCCAGAGCCCGAGCUCGCAUCUGGUACUUCCACACCCGGCGGUUCCAACAUCAUCAACCACGACCCCGACUCGGACAUCUUCCAGAACGAGAUCGACGUGUUCGUGCACUCUGGCGCCAACUUCUGCUUCGGUAUCCUUCUGCUCCUCAUCUCCAUGGUCCCUCCUGCUUUCAGCAGGCUACUCUCCAUCAUUGGAUUCCACGGCGACAAGCAGCGCGGACUGCGAAUGCUCUGGCAAGCCAGCAAGUUCCACAAUAUUAUCGGAGCCAUGGCGGCCUUGGCAUUGCUUGGCUAUUAUAACGGGUUUGUACGUUAUUGCGAUAUCAUGCCUGACCCAUCUCCAGGCGAGGAUGAUGUGGAGGGCUACCCUCAAGAAAGGUUGACUGAACUGUUGACCGAGAUGCGAUCCCGGUUCCCGAAUAGUCGUCUCUGGCUUUUGGAAGAGUCGCGGAUGAAGGGUGCCAAUAAGGAUUUGGAAGGCGCUUUGAACCUUCUUAGCUCAAACAACAAAAGUGCUCUCAAGCAGGUUGAGGCACUGUGCGUUUUUGAGAGAAGUUUGAAUGCGCUGUUCUUGCACAAUUACGACGUUUGCUCGGCAUCGUUUAUCGAGUGCGUGGAUCUCAAUUCCUGGUCCCGCUCACUGUACUACUAUAUUGCCGGCUCCAGCCAUGUUGCGCUCUACCGCCAAUUUAUCGUGAACGACCCCAAACAGGCAAAGGAGCACGCGCGCAAGGCGGCAGAAUAUAUCCGCAAAGCCCCUCCCUUGGCCGGCAAGAAGCGCUUCAUGGCCCGUCAACUUCCCUUCGACGUGUUCGUCACGCGCAAGAUUGCCAAGUGGGAAGCCCGUGCCAAGGAAUGGAACGUCGAGCUGGUAGAUGCGAUUGGCGUGGACCCCAUCGAGGAGAUGAUCUUCUUCUGGAACGGACAUAGCCGCAUGACACGCAGCCAGCUGGAAGAAUCUCUAAGCUGCUUGUCAUGGUGUGAAAGCAGCGAGAACAAAACCUGGUCUCGCGAGGGACCAGAGGAGAAAGCUAUCUUGGAGCUACUCCGGGCCGCCGUACUACGAUCUCUGCACAAUCACGAGGACGCGAAACAGAUCCUCAAGACCAAGGUGUUGACCCAUGAGAAGUCCAUCUUCAAGGGCAAUCUGAAGGAUGACUGGGUCCUUCCAGCUGCGCACUUUGAAAUGGCGGCGAAUGUCUGGAUGGAGCGGUCGACGUACCAAUCUCUGCACAAGCUCUCGGCAGAUGUUUCUGAGAAGCCUGAGCAGGACCGGAAGCUUGUUCAUACUUGCAAGGAGCAUCUGGAUCAUGCGGCGCGUUGGGAGAGCUACGAACUUGAUGCUCGUAUUGGAUUGAAGGUUACUGCGGCUCUUGAGGCCGUUCAGAAGUGGGAGGAUAUGCACCCUGCGGCCUAGGGUGCUAUUCAUGGGGGGUUUUAUAUGGGGCGUUGAUUUGUUCAUAGCAGCUCCAGGCGGGAUGUAUCAUAAAACCAUUAGACUAAAUGGCGUUUUGGCAGAUGGGGCGGAAGAUCAUAUGGAAUCCUCCUCUUUCUUACCUUCUCUUCAACGAUGUCAAUCACGGAGUAGUAAUAACAGUAGCAGCAGAGUGACU
Molecule: messenger RNA, 2761 nt
Organism: Penicillium subrubescens
Lineage: Eukaryota; Fungi; Ascomycota; Eurotiomycetes; Eurotiales; Aspergillaceae
Product: TTC39/IML2 family protein
Exons: 5
Coding region: 460-2565 (701 amino acids)
Cellular component (GO): cytosol; nucleus; mitochondrial outer membrane
Source: RefSeq, a predicted model, not a curated record